AUCUAAUCCGCGAAUUUGCGUCUUUCACGUGUGCCCUGCCUUUUUCAGUUUUCGCCUUUGCCUUGCAGCAAACUUCUUUCACUUCCUGAUUUUUUCGAGCAACAUUGAAGAGCGUUCGGCAACACUGGUAGGGCUGCAUUCGCCCACCAAUCAGAUUUGAGAAUUUCGUGGUGGGUACGUGUUCGUAUAUCUCGAAAUGUAAAUUAAAAAUUUAUUUAUUUUAACAAGACUCCGAUCGACAAUGCUACCAGAAUAUGGACCGGUAAUGCAAGCCCUUUUGGGCACGCUGUUUACGUGGGUUUUGACGGCGUUGGGGGCAGCUUUAGUCAUAUUUAUCAGAGGCUCGCAUAGGAAAUGUUUGGAUAUAAGUCUGGGAUUCGCUGCCGGGGUCAUGACCGCAGCUUCUUUCUGGUCGCUUUUGGCACCGGCCAUCGAAAUGGCCGAGCAGUCGCAAACGUACGGCGAUAAAGGGCAGUUUGCAUUUGUGCCAGUAGGCUGUGGAUUCCUUUUGGGUGCAUUGUUCGUAUAUGGAGCGGAUGUUUUAAUAACACUGUUAGGUGUACAUUCGCCUAACAUGAUGCUUGCUUUACAUUCGAAAGCAACGCGUAAAGAAAAACAAGAAAAUAAUUCAGGUAAAUCGCCUGUAUAUGCAAUUGAAACAACUGCAAUAGACGGUUUUCACGAGCAUGGAAAUAACUUGCAAUUUCGUGGACGAGUACGAGGACGUACCAGCGAUGAAAUUGUUCACUCUCAUACCUUCGAGGACGUGUCGAAUAUUGAAGAGAUCCAGCACGGCCAGUGGAGACGGAUGAUGCUGCUUGUUAUCGCCAUCACUGCGCAUAAUGUCCCCGAAGGGCUGGCAGUAGGUGUAGGAUUCGGUGCUAUCGGUAGUACAGCUUCUGCCACGUUUGAAAGUGCAAGAAACUUGGCGAUUGGCAUCGGAAUUCAGAAUUUUCCCGAAGGUUUAGCUGUUAGUCUACCGUUACACGCAGCUGGGUUUUCAUUAUGGAAGAGCUUGUGGUACGGCCAAUUGAGCGGCAUGGUGGAACCGAUCUUCGGCGUGAUGGGCGCCGUUGCCGUGUCCGUCGCUCGACCCGUGUUACCGUACGCUUUAUCUUUCGCGGCGGGUGCCAUGAUCUACGUGGUCAUAGACGAUAUUAUACCGGAAGCUAACACGAGUGGCAACGGAAAAUUGGCUACAUGGGGAGCAAUCUGCGGAUUUUUAAUUAUGAUGACCCUAGACGUUGGUCUUGGAUAGUAGUGGCAGGGGUGGUGCACGGCGAAUAGGUUAAUUGGGACAUACUUAAAAUUUUUAUCAGAUUUACAUUUCUAUCGUGACCGUACUGCCAACUACUUAACUUUUUAUUUAUAUUUAACUUUUUUUUUAAAUAGUGAGAGAGUUCCUGUACAUAAUUUUUUACGUACCUUUACCAAGAUAUAAUAUAUUUAUGAAGAAAUACUAUCAGCUGUGAUAGUAGAUUAGAGCAGACAAUAUCCGAGAUAAUUGUAGCGCUAUUUCAAUUGUAUCGCAAUUACGAACAAAAACAGUACUGAACCAA
Messenger RNA from Photinus pyralis (common eastern firefly), 1559 nucleotides. It is a transcript of the gene Zip48C, whose product is annotated as zinc transporter ZIP11. The record is from RefSeq and is a predicted model, not a curated record. Gene Ontology annotation, biological process: zinc ion transmembrane transport. The transcript is spliced from 7 exons. The coding region runs from base 242 to 1258 and encodes 338 amino acids. Gene Ontology annotation, molecular function: zinc ion transmembrane transporter activity. Lineage: Eukaryota; Metazoa; Arthropoda; Insecta; Coleoptera; Lampyridae. Gene Ontology annotation, cellular component: membrane.